Molecule: messenger RNA, 305 nt
Organism: Dentiscutata heterogama
Lineage: Eukaryota; Fungi; Glomeromycota; Glomeromycetes; Diversisporales; Gigasporaceae
Source: the annotation of a GenBank genome assembly
UCAAAAACUAAUCAAAGAAGUCUUGAAAGCCCUGGAGUUGCUGAAACAUUUUCUAUUUCACCUAUCUUUGAUAUUGUUGAAUCAUAUGAUAAAUAUUUAGCCAAAUGUCCUUCUGAUACUGAUCCUCAAUUCUAUCUACAUCCUAUAAAGGAAUUUAUACGAUUAGUAGAGUCAUGUGAUAUUGAUAUUUCUGGUUGUAAAAUAUCAAACCAAACUGGGUGUAAAACUUUGAUCCAACUUUUAAAAUCUCUUGGUUUAUCUGAUUAUGAAACAAUAUCAAUUUCAUGUCACAAAUCACAAAAAGG